AUGUGUGGUCGGGAUUAUGGUGUUGUCGUUGGAUUCCAUCUGUUUCUGUUCCUGCUGCAGCGACGUCAGAGCCAAGAACCUUCAUCCUUCUGUCCUGAUGUCAUAGUGGGACCAUUCAGCCCUACACCCAGAGCCUACUGCGUCCUACACCCAGAGCCUACUGCGUCCUACACCCAGAGCCUACUGCGUCCUACACCCACAGCCUACUGCGUCCUACACCCACAGCCUACUGCGUCCUACACCCAGAGCCGACUGCGUCCUACACCCACAGCCUACUGCGUCCUACACCCAGAGCCUACUGCGUCCUACACCCAGAGCCGACUGCGUCCUACACCCACAGCCUACUGCGUCCUACACCCAGAGCCUACUGCGUCCUACACCCAGAGCCUACUGCGUCCUACACCCAGAGCCUACUGCGUCCUACACCCACAGCCUACUGCGUCCUACACCCAGAGCCUACUGCGUCCUACACCCAGAGCCUACUGCGUCCUACACCCACAGCCUACUGCGUCCUACACCCAGAGCCUACUGCGUCCUACACCCAGAGCCUACUGCGUCCUACACCCAGAGCCUACUGCGUCCUACACCCACAGCCUACUGCGUCCUACACCCAGAGCCUACUGCGUCCUACACCCAGAGCCUACUGUGUCCUACACCCACAGCCUACUGCGUCCUACACCCAGAGCCUACUGCGUCCUACACCCAGAGCCUACUGCGUCCUACACCCAGAACCACCAGCGUCUUGUGGUGGGCUCACACUGA
Molecule: messenger RNA, 762 nt
Organism: Knipowitschia caucasica
Lineage: Eukaryota; Metazoa; Chordata; Actinopteri; Gobiiformes; Gobiidae
Source: the annotation of a GenBank genome assembly